AUGUACAAUUGCUACGGCACUCGAAGUGGCGCUUCUUUCUACAUUCUCAUCUUUCACCCUUGCUCCUCCUCUUCAGGGUUAACGAAGACUAUGGGAGUCGACACUUCACUCGACUUGGCAUUUCAGUCAAGGUCUCGCGUCUGGCCUCAAGUCCAAGUCCCAUGCAUUCCACAUUUCUGUCGGAAUCCCACCGCUACAAUGGCCCGUUACAUCAUCGACUACAUAACAACCUAUCCAUGUGAGUUUGUACUUUGUACUGCCCUUGGCCAGGCAACAAGAGAAGCCUUCCCAUGUCCUAAAUUAAAUGCAUCAGGUGAUUAG
Protopolystoma xenopodis is the source of this 321-nucleotide messenger RNA. NCBI's taxonomy places the organism in Eukaryota, Metazoa, Platyhelminthes, Monogenea, Polystomatidea, Polystomatidae. The record is from the annotation of a GenBank genome assembly.